Laccaria bicolor S238N-H82 is the source of this 297-nucleotide messenger RNA. RefSeq lists its product as uncharacterized. The transcript has 2 exons. The coding region runs from base 1 to 297 and encodes 98 amino acids. Lineage: Eukaryota; Fungi; Basidiomycota; Agaricomycetes; Agaricales; Hydnangiaceae. The record is from RefSeq and is a predicted model, not a curated record.
AUGCUCGGAACCUCUAUGCCACCCAGGCGCACACAGACUAUCCCACCACCCGCCUUUUUCGUCAAGUAUUGUCCCUCAAGCUCACCCAGCUUCACGGACGAGAUAGACGUUGUUGUUCAAAAUAUAUUACCCACAUCCACCUCCUACUGGCCGUUCCUGCCAUUUUACAAGAUAGAUGGUUAUGACGGUGUACUAGGGAUUGUGUCUGAUGAAAAAUAUACAGGAUUUUUGAGCAUUGCUCUAAUAACAUGGCUGAAAUCAACUUAUAUGACUAAAGUAGCAAGAGGCGUAGUAUAG